Molecule: messenger RNA, 3139 nt
Organism: Anopheles darlingi
Lineage: Eukaryota; Metazoa; Arthropoda; Insecta; Diptera; Culicidae
Gene: IleRS-m
Product: isoleucine--tRNA ligase, mitochondrial
Exons: 3
Coding region: 101-3043 (980 amino acids)
Biological process (GO): isoleucyl-tRNA aminoacylation
Cellular component (GO): cytosol
Molecular function (GO): aminoacyl-tRNA deacylase activity; isoleucine-tRNA ligase activity; tRNA binding
Source: RefSeq, a predicted model, not a curated record
UUUGGUUCCUAGCUCCCGGCACCAAGGCGUUCUAUUCUGACAGCCGCCGAACGGGGUGACAAACCAGACGUCAUAACAAUCCCCUCACUCCACCCCAGCAAUGAUGUUACGCGGCCGCUCGGAGUGCUGGGCGACCGGCUUCCGGGCGAGUAUUCGCUAUUUAGCGACUAAAAGUGCGACCAAGGAGGAGAGUAAGUACACGUCCACCAUCCGAUUACCUCGGACCAAAUUUCCGGCCCGAUUGAGCGCCGACAAGCGAUCCGAAGUCGAGGAUCAGCUGCGAAAGACAUGUUUUAGCGAAUUAUACAGCUGGAAUCGUACGGCGCCAGCACUGGCAAAGGAUGAGUUUAUCCUGCACGAUGGGCCACCGUACGCGAACGGAGAGCUACACAUGGGACAUGCAGUGAACAAGAUUUUAAAAGAUCUCAUACUGAAACACAAAAUCAUUAGUGGAUCGAGAGUCCACUAUGUUCCGGGCUGGGAUUGUCACGGGCUACCGAUCGAACUAAAAGCACUAGAAGCGUUUGCGAAGAAGUCGAAAAAGGGACAAACCGGCGCAGGGCAAGCACGCUCGGCACCCGAAAUUCGUGAUACAGCCCGACGAUUCGCACUCGAAACGAUCGUUAAACAGCGGAAAUCGUUCGAAGCAUGGGGUAUAACGGCAGCCUGGUCCGACAGUGAUCGUGGUUUAUACCGCACGCUCGAUCCAGCGUACAUACGUGAACAGCUGCGAUUGUUUUACGAUCUGUACGAGCGCAAGCUUAUCUAUCGAGCGUUGAAGCCCGUCUUCUGGUCACCCUCAUCGCGCUCUGCACUGGCCGAAGCUGAACUUGAAUACGAUGAAGCACACGUAAGCCCUUCGAUGUACGUAAAACUGAGGUUGGCGAAUCGUGGCACCGAUUGUCCCACUAUCAAGAGCAUGGGAUUCGGGAACGCCGCAGACGUGCACGCCGUAAUAUGGACAACGACACCGUGGACACUACCCGCAAAUCAGGCCAUUUGCUACAAUCCUUCGCUGGACUACAGUUUGGUUCGUUCAGUGGACGGUGAUACGCUACUGGUCGGGAAGGAUCUCAUCCAGUAUCUUGGCAAACAGUUGGGACAAACGUUUGAGGCACUGCAAACCAUACCGGGAAAUGAGUUGCGGGCUCUGCGUUAUCAUCAUCCAUUGAACACGGAUGAGGUGCUGCCAUUUUUACCAGCUGGCCACGUGAAGGCAGAGAAGGGUACUGGUCUCGUGCAUACCGCCCCAGCACACGGACCGGAUGACUUUCUCGUAUGUCUCGAGCAUCGGAUGGAAAUCAAGAGCUUGAUCAAUGAAGAAGGACGUUACAACGAGCGUGCCCCGGCACCUCUAAUAGGACGGCUUGCCCUUACUGAGGGUAAUCGAAUUGUAUCGGAAUUGCUGCGGCCAGCGACGCUCCACCUGACCACACUGGAGCAUUCCUAUCCCAUAGACUGGCGUACGAAGCAACCAGUAAUGCUGCGUGCCAGCGAUCAGUGGUUCAUCGAUACGAGUAGCCUGAAACAGAUGGCGCUUGAGGCGGUACGAGACGUUGAGAUAUAUCCGCGAACCUCUGCCGAAGUGAGCAAGCGCGUACUGGAGGGUCAACUACGGAAGCGUCCAUACUGGUGCAUAUCACGGCAACGUGCCUGGGGUGUACCGAUACCGGUUCUGUACGAUUCCCGCUCGGGCCAACCGGUGCUACAUCGGUCAUUGCUUGCUACGCUCGAAGCACGGCUCAUGCAGGAAUCGUCGAUCGAUUUCUGGUGGACCACUCCCGUCGAACAGCUAGUGCCGGAGGAAAUGCUCAAGGAACUCGAGAUACCGCUGGACUGUUUGAGAAAGGGCAACGAUAUUCUUGAUAUUUGGUUCGAUUCUGGAGUGUCGUGGUGUACGGUACUUGGUAAGGAUCGUGUGGCCGAUCUAUAUCUCGAAGGAAUCGAUCAGUUUACAGGUUGGUUCCAAUCGUCCCUUCUGACGAGUGUCGCUUCACGGGGUAAAGCACCGUACAAGGCGAUCUUCGUGCACGGUUUUGCGGUUGACGAGAAUGGUAUGAAAAUGUCCAAAUCGCUCGGUAACAUAAUAUCCCCGUCAAGCAUAAUUACCAAGUACGGCUGUGAUGUGCUGCGCUGGUGGGUUUGCUCUCAUGCUACCCAGAGCACGUCCAUUCCCGUCAGUCACAAGCUGCUCACAUCAUCGGCUGAUAGUGUUCAGAAGUUGAGAGGCAUUCUAAAAUUCCUUCUUGGCGCCCUCAACCGCGCGGACACCAGUGAGCUAGAAAUCCGGACGGAGAUGCUACACCACAUCGACCGCUAUUACCUACAACAGUUGGUCCAGUUUCGGCGGAACGUGUUUGACUUGUACGAUGCCUAUCAGCAUAAUCGGGCGACCGCAAGCAUCCUUAACUUUUGCCUCUCGACGCUAUCGGGGCUAUAUUUGCACGUGGUAAAGGAUCGACUGUAUUGUGGUACCGAUCAAGAACAUGCGCACGUUACUGCUAUUCUCGCCAAUACCUACCAAACGUUGUGUGAGGUAUUGUGGCCCAUCGUACCGUUUCUGGUGGAGGAGAGCUGGACUUAUUAUAGGGGGAAAAACUAUUUUUACAAGCAUUUCCGUCAGGAUAUGUUGAGAAUGUCGCCCCCUACAACUGAUUCCAAAGCGGAGUUAUCCGGCACAGCGAUGGAAGUUGCGCUAGACCUACGCCACGUAGUGUAUACCCAGCAAGCACAACUCAACGUUAAUUCUUGGUUGCUCCAAGUAACCGUUGAGUGCGAUGAAAAUGAUUUUGCUCAACUAUCGGCACUACACCCAAUCGUGGGACGCGCAGAUGCAGAGACGGAACUGUGCGAAUUGUUACAAAUUGGUUCGGUUGAGUUGCGCAGUCGUCCUGCAGAUGAGUCGACCGAACGGUUCAUUGUAAAGAUCACUAAAUCAGAUCAGUCACUGUGCCCACGGUGUCGAAGGUUUCUGUUGCCCGAAGGAGACGAUCGCGCUUGUGUUUGCCAAAGGUGCGACGAGGUGCUGCGGAUGCGCGUGUGAUAUGGUCAAUGAGUAACAACCUAUGAGCGUUUGUUGUUACAUAAAUAUAUUCGUUCCUUUUGGUUGAUAAACGGUUUCUCAAUUCUUUUUUAUUAU